UAAAUUUUUUAUUUAAUAGACAUUUUUGAGGUUUCCUAUAUAGGUUACAUCUCUCUUUUUUCAAAAAUUCAAGAAAAAAAACAAUGGUUUUGCUAUUUCUUUUUCUUUUAAUUUUGGAACCGAGGCCAUUUUUUGGCUCUUCAGCGUCGUCGUUGGGGUUCAGCGUGACCUUCACCAACAAAAAAAUAUUGGAAACUUUCAUCAACGGAACUGAGAAAAGGAAGAGUAGCCGACUUUGCGGAUUGUCAUGUCUGUCGAGAUCUUUCUGUCGGUCUAUCAACUACCACUUGAGAAGUCAUGAUUGUGAGUUUCUCAUCACUGACUCACGACUACUCGGGCAGGAACAUCUACUAGGAACUUCAAUUUGGAGCCGAGGGCUGGACUGGGUACAUGGUGAGGGGGAUCCUAACAUCCGCGGCUGCUCUCUCUGGGAACCCCUUGCCGACGAUUGUCUGUGGAUCCGAAAAACACCUCCCGAGACGCAGAACUCUCUCACCGUUCACUGGCAGCUCCCCACACAAUACAACCACGAGUAUCCUGUCCUACAGCUUCUCAAGAUUGCAUCGAUGGAGUCGGAUUGCCUGGACAUCACACUGCCAGACGAGCUCUUUGAGGUGUACUUGCCCAUUGAUGUGCGAAUGCACACAAUUGUGGGCUUAACUCCUGGCCGCCUCUACGAAUGUCAAAUAUCCACCUGGUUCAACGGGGAAACGAGCCAGACGAAUACUUCAGUUCUGGCGUCUACUGUUCCUGCAAAGCCAUCUGAAGAGAUCUCGGAGAGGAUCAAAGCAGAUCAUUCGAUUACGGUGAAUUGGCUGCUAACAGGAUGUGCCGAUAACUUCAUUUUCUGGUCUGUGCCGGUUGGAGAAAGCUGUGGGUCUGACUCCAAAUGCGAAGCCACGCCAGAAAGUGCUCACUAUCAGAACUUCCUCGGCCUUACAGCUGGAGAAGAUUACACCUUCUAUUUCCAAAGCGAAUCCAGGGGGCUUUUUAGCGAUGUCUUAGACCUCAACCAGCCUACGUAUACUGCCGACCAGGGUGCUGUUCUUGAAGUCAGCAGCGAUUGGGAACAAACUCAGGUCACUUGCACAACUUCGUUUGAGCCAGGAACUGGAAGCAUACUUGUCUUUUCCUACAUUGGCGAGAACUCUGGAACAACUUACAGCGAAGAAAAAGCGUACACCUCUUCAACUGUGCAAACAGUGUUCACGGACCUGAUGCCGGGCGAGAAAUACGACAUAACUGUGCAAGCAUACAGCAAAGGGCUAAUCCCCCUAGUGAAAAAUUUCACUCUCGAGGGCUUCACAAAACCCCCCACAAUCUCUAUCGUUUCUGAAGCAGUGCUCAAUUGGGCGGAUUUCUCUGUAGACCUCGAAUGCUCUUUCGCCUUUGGAUACACAAAAGAGGUGAAGAUUAGUGAAUUAGAUGGGAAGUUAACUGAUGUAGUUGUUCCGGUCACCAUGCAACAGCAGGUACUGCACAUUCCCGAUUUCACUCCCGGAGACGUGCACCACCUCCGACUCACACCCUACAGUCCCUACGACAUACCAGGAGAUACCAUUUGGCUGAAUGUAUCAAUGUACACGGAUAACUUCACGGCAACAUUUGCUGUAAAUAUUGACCAAAUUGAUGCGGUUACUGUGACUGCCUCCAGAACAGGCGAACACUUCAACAUCUCUGUCGUCGGGGAGGAGUACGACGUCACCGACAACCCCGAACGAACAUUCGAUUUCUCCCAGUUGAGUCGGACAAACAACUUUAAGGAUCUGAUGCCAGGAGAAAAUUACACAUUCACUAUCAGUUCUACCAGCAAAUCCGACCAAUACACUCAAGCACUGAGCCACUCGAGUGAGUUUGAGGUGGUAGCGACACCAAUUGAACCCCAACCGGUGCCUCAGAACUGGAAUGACGACUGUGAAAUCAUAGUGCCAUCAUACCCUGGAUACGGCCACAUCCCAAAUGUCACCUGGAAUCUGAAUUACGGAUUUGGUCCAUAC
Molecule: messenger RNA, 1997 nt
Organism: Symsagittifera roscoffensis
Lineage: Eukaryota; Metazoa; Xenacoelomorpha; Acoela; Convolutidae
Molecular function (GO): protein binding
Source: RefSeq, a predicted model, not a curated record